Molecule: messenger RNA, 429 nt
Organism: Chaetura pelagica (chimney swift)
Lineage: Eukaryota; Metazoa; Chordata; Aves; Apodiformes; Apodidae
Gene: IL12A
Product: interleukin 12A
Exons: 5
Coding region: 1-429 (142 amino acids)
Biological process (GO): immune response
Cellular component (GO): extracellular region
Molecular function (GO): interleukin-12 receptor binding; growth factor activity
Source: RefSeq, a predicted model, not a curated record
AUGCCAGGAAAGGAGCUGGGCACGCUGCAAUUUACAUGUUCCCUGGAAGAGGUUGACCUGGAUGAUAUCACUAAGAAUCAAACCAACACGAUAAAAGCUUGUCUCUCUAAGGAACCUGGGCCUGGAAACUGUCCAGCACUGGAAAGAUCUACUUUGGAUGAGGGAAAAUGCCUGCAGGCAAUAUAUGAGGAUCUGAGUGCCUACAGGGCAGAGCUGAGGAACCUCAACGAUCAAAAGCUGCUGGCAGCUAUUGAUAACAUGAUGGAAGGUGGCAGCAGGAGCAGGGGGCAGCCUGAGGAGGGCAGGGCUCCCACCUUGCCCAUGGCAGAGCAGGUGAGGCUCUGCAUCCUCCUCCAGACCUUCCGCACCCGCGCCCUCAGCAUCACCCGCCUGAUGGGCUUCCUCUGCUCCCCUGGGAGCUCCCUCUGA